CCGGGAACGUGGACUACAUUUCCCAGACGCCACCGCGCCGGAAGUAAACGAUCGCUUCGGGUCAGCCUUCUAAGUCAGAGGAAGAAGUUGGCAUAAUUCUCCAUUGAGAAAGGCGGGAGCCGCGGGCUGGGUGUGGCGUGGACAGCGGUGCGGGGGAGGAUCCUGAAGAAGAAUGGCCAGCUCUGGUUCUCAAGACACGGCCUGUGGCGCAGUGACAUUUGGGGAUGUGGCUGUUGACUUCUCUGAGGAGGAAUGGGCCUGCCUGGAUUCUGCUCAGAGGGCCUUCUACAGGGACCUGAUGUUGGAGACCUACAGCAACCUGGUCACAUGGGAAGCUCCAUUUCCAAACCUGAUCUGAUCACCUUAUUAGAGCAAGAGAGAGAGCCCUGGAUGGUGGUGAAGGAAGGCACAAACAGGCCCAGCCCAGAUUUGGAGUCAGAUUGUGAAGCUCAAAAACGAUCUCCAGGCAAUCAUAAUAUAAAUCCAUCCAAAGAGAGCAUAAAACAUAUAAGUAAAACUUCUGACCUCCAGGGCUCCAGUGUUAGUCAUGGCCCCAACUCCAGGACAUUCAAGGGACUACAGACUUGUCAAGCAGGAAACGAUGAACAAGGAAACAAGGAAACAAUGCCCUCUUACCCCAGACAGCGUCUGACUCACAACACAGAAAAGGCGUAUGAAUGUAAAGAAUGUGGGCAGUACUUUGGUUGUAGUUCAACUCUUAUUCAGCAUCAGAGUGUUCAUACUGAAGAGAGACCCUAUGAAUGUCAGGAAUGUGGGAAAACCUUCAGACUCCACCAACAACUUACAAGACAUCAGAAAUCGCACAGUGGUGAGAAGCCUUUUGAAUGCAAGGAGUGUGGGAAAACCUUCAGACUCCCCUACCUUCUUAUAAGACAUCAGACAUCGCACAGUGCUGAGAGACCUUUUGAAUGCAAGGAAUGUGGUGAAUCUUUCAAGCGUAAAUCCAGUCUUUCGCAACAUAGGGUUAUUCAUUCUGUUGUGAAACUAUAUGAAUCUAAUGAGUAUGGAAAGGCCUCUAAUUGUCAGUCAGACUUCAUGGAACAACAGAAAACUCAUUCUGGUGAGAAACCCUUGCAGUGUAAGGAAUGCAAGAAGGCCUUCACUGUACUAGCAAAGCUCAUCACUCGGACCAAGAACAAGCAUCCUGGAGAGAAAUCCUUUCAUUGUAAACAGUGUGGCAAGGUACUCAGUAAUGGCUUAUACUUUGAGCAGCACCAGAGUGUUCAGACAGGUGAGAAACCCUUUGGGUGUAAUGUGUGUGAGAAGGCGUCUAGGCUUCAGUCAUACCUCUCUGAGCAUCAGAAAACUCACACUGAUGAGAAACCUUUCAAGUGUAAGCUGUGUGGGUCAGCCUUCAGACGUAAGUACCACCUUACUGAACAUCAGGGCAUUCAUACCGAUGAGAAACCCUAUCAGUGCAAGGACUGUGGGAAAUACUUUCGUCGACGUUCGAAUUUUACUGUGCAUCAGAGUAUCCACACUAAUGUGAAACCUUUCAAGUGUAAACUCUGUGGGGCAGCCUUCAGACUUCAGUCUCUACUUACCCAACAUCACAGAAUUCAUACCGAUGAGAGACCUUACCAUUGCAAAGAAUGUGGGAAAAACUUCCGUCGACGUUCAAAUUUUACUGAGCAUCAGAGUAUCCACUCUGGAAAGAAACCCUUUGAGUGUAAGCAAUGUGGGAAAGUCUUCAGACUUAAUAUCCAUCUCAUUCGCCACCAGAGAUUUCAUAGUGGCGAGAGAGCUUUUGAAUGUACGGAGUGUGGAGAGGCCUUUCGUCUUCGUGCCCACCUUAAGAGCCAUAAAAUAAUUCAUUCAAAUGAAAAACUGUUUGAAUGUGAGGAAUGUGGGAAGUCCUUCAAGCGUGUCUCCACCCUUGUCCAACAUAGGAAUAUUCAUGCUGGUGUGAAACCAUUUGAAUGCAACGAGUGUGGGAAAGCCUUUAAUCGGCGCUCAAACCUCACACAACAUCAGAAAAUUCAUUCUGGUGAGAGACCCUUUCAGUGCAAGCAUUGUGGGAAGGCCUUCACUGUUCUGGCACAGCUCACUCGCCACCAGAACAUUCAUACUGGAAAGAAAUCAUUUGAAUGUGAGCAGUGUGGGUCAGCUUUCAGACUUCAUUACCAACUUACUCAGCAUCAGAAAAUCCAUACUGAUAUCAAACCCUAUCAGUGCAAGGUAUGUGGGAAAGGCUUUGUUCGUGGUACAGGCCUUAGAAUUCAUGAGAAAACCCAUACCGGUGAUAAGCCCUUUCUAUGUAAGGAAUGUGGGAAGUCCUUCCGAAUUCAGACGGAACUUACCCAACAUCAGAGAACUCAUACUGAUAUCAAACCCUACCAGUGCAAGCAAUGUGGAAAGGGCUUUGCUCGUGGUAGAGGACUUCGACUUCACGAGAAAAUCCACACUGGUGAGAAGCCCUUUCGGUGUUCAGAAUGCAGGCAAACCUUUCGAUAUCAUUACCAAUUUCUUGGACAUGUUAGAAUGCAUGCUGGCAAGAAUCCUUAUGAAUGAAAGAAUGUGGGAGCUACGUUACUCGUGAUGGAUACCUUAAAGCACAUCAGAGAAUCCACACUGGUGAGGAACCUUACCAAUGUUAAAAAUGUGAAAAGCCCUUUAGUUGAAAAUCAAGCUUAGUUUGGCAUGCUUAAGUUCAUAUUAGUCAAAAGCCUUAUGGAUGUAAAGAAUGUGGAAAGGCCUUUAGCAUUGAGUCUAAGCUAGUUAAUUGUAUAUCAGAGAAUUCAUUAUGGUUAAAAAAAAAAAACAUUAAUGGAAGAAUUGUGGGGAAAUAAUCUAGAUUUAGUUGCGUCUUCAUAAGCACAGUGGAUAAAUCAUUCUGGUAUCAAACCCUGUCACUGUAAAGUAGACUUCAAUUGGAGCUCAGACCUUCAACAUAAAGAAAUCCAUGCUGGUGUGAAACCCUAUGAAUGCAAGGAAUGUGGAAUUCAUAGAAUUAACUUCUCUAAAACCUCAUGAGAGAGUCCAUAUAGAUCUGAAACCUCAUGAAUGUAAAGAAUGGGAAAUCCUUUAUUGUAAAUGGCAAGUUUAUGCUACAACAGAAAAUACCCACUCCCCAGGAGUCCUGUGCAUGUAAAGACUAUAAACAAUUCUGUGUAUCAGAGUACUCGUACUGGCAAGACUGCAACGGAAAAGUAUGUGGAAAGAACUUUAAUUUGCCCUAGAAUGAAAUGUCAAGGAUCCUUGAUAUCAAGGAUCUCUCUGCAAAUGAGAAUGCGGGAAGUUUGUCUGUCAUGGGUGAUGCUCUGUUGAGAAUUGUGUGUGAAUGUCAGAAGUAUAGGACGGCCAUCAUGUUCUUGAUUCACUCUCGUCUUGUUCAUUGUAUAAACAUAAUUCCCAUAAUCCCUCAAACACUACUCUCCCAGGACAGUCGACUUAGAGAGAGCUGUUAUUGGAACUAGGUUUAUCUGAGGCUCCUUCCUUGUCACCACUCAUGUUCCGUGGCUCCUGUCAUAGUCGACUGAACAUUUACUUUCUUUGUGUAUAAUUUGUUAGUGGCAAGCACAGUACCGGCCAAAGUUGUGGGGGGAAAGGGUCGUUAUAAAUAAUAAAAAUCUUGAAAGAA
Messenger RNA from Cricetulus griseus (Chinese hamster), 3601 nucleotides. NCBI's taxonomy places the organism in Eukaryota, Metazoa, Chordata, Mammalia, Rodentia, Cricetidae. The record is from RefSeq and is a predicted model, not a curated record.